Penicillium chermesinum is the source of this 1719-nucleotide messenger RNA. RefSeq names its product CAIB/BAIF family enzyme. Gene Ontology annotation, molecular function: catalytic activity. Bases 1 to 1719 code for a protein of 572 amino acids. The transcript has 4 exons. The record is from RefSeq and is a predicted model, not a curated record. Lineage: Eukaryota; Fungi; Ascomycota; Eurotiomycetes; Eurotiales; Aspergillaceae.
AUGACACAAGACAACCUGGAGUACUCGCCUGUCCAAGAGGCCGGCCGCAUUCUCUCUUACCUGUAUGGACAGUCCGAGCGGCUGAAUCUGCCCCAGGAAGUAGUGGCAAAUAGGGAAAGCGUUUCCUUCUCGUCCAGUCAUAAUGAGAUCUAUUUCCCGAUUCCGUUCAAGGAAAGUGAGACGCUCGCGGCUUUGAAAGCGCUCGAGGGGUCUGUGGCUGGAGCGCUCGCUGAUCUUCGAUUUGGACGUGGAACGCACCCGCGGGCGGUUGAGGUAAGCCUUGAAGGGGCAACAGCAUUUGGAUGCCAGGCGUACAUGGCCAAGAUCGACGGUCUAUCGAAGUUGGAUCCGAAAGUAAAGUCCAAACUGAAAGAUACGGACCUAUUGGCAGCCCAAUCAAAUGGAUAUCGGCGUAUGUCAGCAAACCUGUACAAGACCAAGAACCCGAAUGAGUUCUAUCACAUCCACGGCUCUUUAGAAGCAACGACAACGCUCAAUAUGAUCGGCCUCGAAGGCCACCGGCCAGAUUUGACUGAUUAUGAGGAUAUCAUCCAAGUCAUCGAAAGCCACGUGCAGCAGUACACAGUUGCUGAACUGGAGGAGAUGAACAAGGCUCGACGCCAAGCAGGUGUUCCGGCAUUGAAGUAUGAGGACUUUCUUCAGACUCCACAUGGAAAACUGAAUGUUGAACAACCACCCUGGAAAGUACAGCAGCUUCUGGGGAACACUCCCGCGGUCAAGUUCCCAGAAGGCAAGAGUGGUAAGCCUCGCGUUCUCGAGGGGAUCAAGGUGCUAGAGAUGUGCCGCAUCAUCGCAGGGCCUACGGUCACGCGGAUUCUCGCUGAAUACGGUGCCGACGUUCUGAAAAUCACCAGUCCAAAUCUCCCAGACGUUCCCUUCUUUCAAGUGGACGGAAACAUGGGGAAGCAUGCAGCAGAUCUCGAUUUGAAAACCGAUGCUGGGCGCAUCGAAUUCGAGAAACUCCUGGCCGACGUGGAUGUGAUCGUAGAUGGAUACCGACCGGGGGCUUUGGAAAAACUUGGCUAUGGCCCUCAGUCAAUGGCGGCAUUGGCCGAGAAGCGGGGCAAGGGUAUUGUCUACGUCAACGAAAAUUGCUUUGGCUACGAAGGGGAAUGGGCUGGCAGGGCUGGAUGGCAGCAGAUUGCGGAUUGUGUGACCGGUGUUGCUUGGGCUCAAGGCGAAUUCAUGGGUCUUUCGACCCCAGUUGUGCCUCCAUUCCCCAUCUCUGACUAUGGAACCGGUUGUAUGGGCGCGAUUGCUGCGCUGACCGGUCUGUACCAUCGGGCUCAGUCUGGAGGCUCAUAUCAUGGCAUGGCAUCGCUGAUGCAUUAUGACCUGCUCUUGUUUGCAGUCGGUCAGUAUCCGGCCGAAGUCCAAGAGCGCCUCCGCUCUACUCAACUGGCCGAGUUCUUCAAGCUCCGUCAUUGCGAUAGCGUGGACCGGAUUUCCUCGACCGUGCUGAAGGGGAUGCAAUCACGAUUUCCGCAUUUGUAUACUCCAGAUGAAGGUCACGCAUUGACGGAACGCUGGUUUUCGCAUGCGUAUGGCGCAGACAUAGAGGUUGUACGGCCAGUGGCUAAGAUUGAGGGCGUUGAUAACACGUUUGUUCGAGCAAGCCGACCGAAUGGUGCCGAUGCACCCACUUGGGGAGGUUUCACUAUCGAUGGGAGCGGAGAGGGCGAUAUUCGCAGGGGAUAG